AAAAUGGUGUUUUCUUAGUUCUUACUUCAGCUAUUAUCAGUAUUAUCAUGAGUUAACAUUUCAUACUAGCUUAUUAUUCACAGAUUAAAUUUGCAUUAAUCUUCACGAAUACCCUGGUUGUGUUCUGAUCUGUUAUAGUGUACAAUGAUAACUCAUAUUAUUUUAGGUUAUAAAAAUAUCCGGUUCUCUUUUUUGUUCGUGAGCUUUUGUAAUUAUUACCUAUAAUAUUAUUAUUGAAGUUGAAUAAAAAAAAAAAAAAACUACCUAUUUUUUCAAGUUUUAUUAUGCAUUUGGCUGACUUGUAGGCAUCUGAUAUUGUCAUUAUCGAGACGUUUUUCUUAACCCUGAGACAUUUUAUUGAUAGUUGAUUUAUUUUACUCUGAAUUACUACAUUUCCAAAACCCAAAAUGGACAGCAUUUUAGCUGCUAAGCAAAUUUUAGAAAAUUAUGACGCUCGUGUUCCCAAAGAAAACGACCGGGUGUAUAAAGACGAAUGUCUUUAUUCAUUCGACUCUCCAGACUAUGAGACUGGCCUAUUUAUUUGUUUAAAAACAUUUGCUGGUUUUGGUAUUGAUCAUGUUGAACGUUAUUAUAAAAAAACUGGAUGUUCAGUGUUUUUACACAUGCUUAGAGAAAAAAUAGAGGUUGAAACCAAAAUGACACAGGUAGGCGAUGCUCCAACUGAACGGAAAAUUACUAGAUUAGCGAUUGGAGUAGAUGGUGGAUUUGAUCCAGAUGCUGAAAAUAAAAAAUAUAAAACAAUAGAAAAAUAUUCUAUAGUUAUAUUACCAUCUUUUGAAUCAAUUCCAUUUGAAACUAGUGAAUUACCACAAAAAGUUAUUGAUUCUGUAAAAGGUAUUAUUGAAGCUAAAUCUGCUAAUUAUUUGGAUGAAUUACAAAGUAUGUCCAGUACUUGGGAUGGUGAAGUCCGGCAAAAGACUAUAUACGCUGAUAUAGAACAGUUAAAUAAUGGUAAAAAAAUCGCUCCCAGUGGAUGGAAGUGUGAAUAUGAAAAUUGUGAUAAAGAUAAUAACCUAUGGCUUAAUUUAACUGAUGGUUCAAUUUAUUGUGGUCGCAAAUUUUUUGAUGGAACUGGGGGAAAUGGCCAUGCUACUCUUCAUUAUGAAAAAACAAAAUAUCCUUUGGCUGUUAAGCUUGGUACUAUAACAAAAGAGGGUAAUGGAGAUGUAUAUAGUUAUCCAGAAGAUGAUAUGGUGGAAAAUCCAAAUUUAAUCAAGCAUCUUUCACAUUUUGGUAUCAAUAUUUCUGCUUUAGAAAAAACUGAAAAAUCAAUGGUAGAAUUAGAAUUAGAUUUAAACCAAAAGGUUAACGAAUGGGCAACAAUACAAGAAAGCGGAUUUGAGUUAAAACCAAUUUUUGGUCCUGGUUACACAGGUAUUCACAAUCUAGGAAAUUCUUGUUACAUGAAUAGUAUCUUACAAGUUUUGUUUUCUAUUCCGGAUUUUACAAAUAAGUACUAUUUAGGCCUAAGAGAUAUAUUUGAAAUGUGCCAAACUAGCCCCAUUGACAAUUUUGAUGUGCAAAUGGCAAAAGUAGCCCACGGCCUAGUUUCAGGAAAAUAUUCUAUGCCACCUCCUGAAGUCAUUGAAGGAAAAAAAAAAUAUUGGCAUCAUGGUAUUAGACCGAAUACUUUUAAAUUGUUGAUCGGCAAAGGACAUUCUGAGUUUGCUACAAAAAAACAACAAGAUGCACAAGAAUUUUUCUUGUAUUUCUUGUCAUUGAUAGAGCGCUAUUCUCAACAAUCCCAGAAUCCAGCAGAAUGUUUCAAAUUUAAUAUUGAAGACCGUUAUCAAUGUUCAACUACAGGACAAGUUAAAUACACUUAUAGACCAGAAUACUGUUUGCCGUUAUCUAUUUCACUUGACAAUGUGAUUAACAAGGAUGAAGUUGAAAUAUUUAAACAAAAACAAGCUGAAUGUGAUAUUAAAGACUCAAAUUACAUAGUUCGUCCAAAAUUAAAAUUUGCUUCUUGUUUAAAUUCGUUUGGCCAACCUGAAGUUAUUGAACAAUUCUUCAAUGCUGCAUUAAACCAAAGAACUACUGCAGAAAAGAUUACAAGAUUUGCUUCUUUUCCUGAUUACCUCAUGAUACAUCUAAAAAAAUUUACACUUCGUCAUGAUUGGGUUCCUAUUAAGCUAGAUGUAUCUGUUGAUAUGCCUGAAGAAAUAGAUAUUGAAUAUCUUAGAGGAAAUGGUCCACAAAAAGGUGAAAAUCUUUUACCGGAAACUUCAGAUGCUCUUCCAGAAUUUGUGUUUGAUGAGAAUAUUAUGUCUGAAUUAACUAAUAUGGGUUUUCCUCCAGAAGCAUGCAAGCGUGCAAUAUUUUUCUCAAAAAAUAAAAGUCUCAACGAUGCUACAAAUUGGCUUAUGGAACAUAUAUCAGAUUCUGAUUUUUCAAGUCCUUUUGAACUACCUAGAAUGGAAAAUAAUUUAGAAUUUUCACCAAAUGAAGAAGCAGCUGCUAUGAUAAUGUCAAUGGGUUUUGAACGAAAUCAUGUAAUUGCUGCUUUGAAAGCUACUGAAAAUAAUUUAGAUCGUGCACUUGACUGGAUAAUGAGUCACGGACCAGAAGAGAUACUCACAACAGAAAAAACAGAAGAAAGUAAUAAAUCUGAAUUCAGAGAUGGAAGAGGAAUUUAUAAAUUGUUUGCAUUUGUAUCUCACAUGGGCAGUUCUUCCACGGUUGGACAUUAUGUUUGUCAUAUAAAAAAAGAAGGACGUUGGGUAAUAUUCAAUGAUGAAAAAGUAGCAGUUUCUCAAAACCCUCCUACUGACUUAGGUUACUUAUAUGUUUAUAAAAGAUGGUCUAAUGAUCAGGUUUGAUGUUAUUUUAUUGUAAAAUAUCAUGAAGAAUAAUUUUAAUUUAUUUAUUUUUUUAUUUCUCCUAUAAA
Messenger RNA from Melanaphis sacchari, 2911 nucleotides. It is a transcript of the gene Usp5, whose product is annotated as ubiquitin carboxyl-terminal hydrolase 5. Gene Ontology annotation, molecular function: zinc ion binding; cysteine-type deubiquitinase activity; protein binding. The coding region runs from base 408 to 2843 and encodes 811 amino acids. The transcript is spliced from 15 exons. Gene Ontology annotation, biological process: protein deubiquitination. The record is from RefSeq and is a predicted model, not a curated record. Lineage: Eukaryota; Metazoa; Arthropoda; Insecta; Hemiptera; Aphididae.